GUUUUUUGUCUGUUUUAUAAUUUCUUUAGUUACCUAAUCAAACUAAUAGUUUGGCCAAGCUUCUCCAAGGCCAAAAGUGCCUCUUUUUUUUUCCUUCGAAAUUGAGGUGUCUGUCCAAGCUUUUAAGAGAAGAAAAAGUGCUUUUGAGUAGAAGUAGAAGCUGUUUUUGAGAAGCUGAAAAAAAGUAGCUUCCCCCCAAAAGGACUUUUUGAAAAGCCCUUUUGAGAAAAUGCACUUUAGAAGCACUUUUUAACGUUUGGCUAAACACUAAGAAAAAUAACUUCUAUUUUCUUUCUAAUUUCUAGAGAGGAAAAGUGGAUGAAAUUGUGGAUGAUAUCUUUUCUUGUUACUUGACAAACUACUAUUAUAGGUUAAUUUGGUUUGUGCCUGAAUUGGCUGAUAUUUGCAUUUAGUCCAAACUCAACCUGCUCAAUUUUGGACGAGUGGGCAGGAUACACUUAUAGGGGCUACAUUUGACACCCCUACAGGGUACCAUGCUUCACUAGCAUCUCCCCUCAUAGUCUUACUUAGGUAGCUUCAAAUGGUGGUAGGUAGCGUCUCAUUCAAGAUUUUGGUAGCCAUUGGCUGCUGUUGAGAUGGUUGCACUGACUUUUGCUCCAAUGGACCAAUCUACUGUCUACGCAUGGAAAAACAUUUCACAUGUUCCUGUGGCUUUCCUGUCAUCCUUUAUCCCCCUCUCUCUGUGAUGCCUAUGAUUAAGAAUUCUAUAUUUGGUCUGAGGUGCAGGAUGAAUAAGAAGAAAAAUCCUCUCGUAUUCUUAGAUGUAUCAAUUGACGGAAAUGCUGCAGAAAAAAUUGUUAUUGAGCUCUUUGCAGAUAUCGUCCCAAAGACUGCAGAAAAUUUUCGGUCACUCUGCACAGGUGAGAAGGGAGUUGGAGAAUCUACUGGGAAACCUCUGCACUACAAAGGAUGCUUAUUUCACCGCGUAAUAAAAGGGUUUAUGGCACAAGGUGGUGAUUUCUCCAAAGGGAAUGGCACUGGUGGAGAGAGUAUAUAUGGAGGGAAAUUUCCAGAUGAAAACUUCAAAGUUGACCACACUGAGGCUGGUCUUCUCUCGAUGGCAAAUAGUGGUCCUAAUACAAAUGGAUCCCAGUUUUUCAUUAUAUUUAAGAGAACUCCCCAUCUCGACGGGAAGCAUGUUGUUUUCGGAAAAGUUGUAAAGGGAAUGGAUAUUGUGAGGAAAAUUGAACAGGUGGGAACAGACAAUGGGAAGCCUUCUGGGCUUGUGAAAAUUGUCGAUUGCGGUGAACUAUCUGAAAGGAAAAGUAACGAUACAACCAAAGCAGAGAAAGGGAAAAAUAAAAAGUCAGCAAGAGCUCUUUCCUCUGAUGAUGAUUCAGACGGUAAAGAAAAGGGGAAACGCAAAGCAUCCACCAACAGAAAGAAAAAGAAAAAGAGGAGAUACUCUUCAUCUGAUUCUUACAGUUCUGAGACAGAUACUGAUUCCUCUUCAGACUCUGACUCAGAUUCUAAGCUGGACUCCUAUUCUUCUAGUUCUUCAGGUGAUGAAAGGCGUAAGAAGAGGAAGAGGCCGACUAAGAAAGAAAAGAGUCGACGUGGGAAGAAAAAAGACAGUAAGAGGUCGAGGAGAACAGUUCAUCGAAAUAAAAGAUCAAGACGCAAGUGCUCUGAGAGUUCUAGUGGCACAGACAGUGGGAGUAUGAGCAGCAGCAGCAAUGGUGGUAGUAGCAGCAGUGAUAGCUCUGAUGAUGAAAAUGGCAGGCCCAGAAAUUCUGGACGAAAAGGUUUGGGGAAGAAAUCAUCAAUCCCUCUCGAAGGACAAGCUGUUUUGAAGCAGCAACUGAAUCUUGAAGAGGGUGAAAUAUCUAAGAAUGGUAAGCUUCCAAAUAACGGUAAUGGUGGAGACGUACAAACUGAAAGGACUCUCGCCACAAUUCAUGAAUCUGAUAAUUCGAGCAGAUCCAGGAGCCCAGCACCAAGUCCUAAGGGGAAGCCAAGGCCCAGCCGCCGGAGCAGUCGAAGUAUGAGCCCAGCAAAAGUACCUGACAGGCUUGAUCAAAAUGAUGGAAGUCAUCAAAUUGGAUCAAAGGAGAGAAGUUUAUCAAAGAGUCCUUCACGAAAAGCUACUCAGCCAUCUCGCUCUAGUCCUGGCAAGGAUUUAUCUGAAAACCGUUCUCCAGAAGGAACAAAACGAAUCCGGAAAGGCCGUGGCUUCACUGAUCGCUAUUCAUUUGCAAGACGCUAUCGCACCCCAUCUCCUGAGCGUGCACCUUACAGACCUUAUGACCAUGGUGGGAGAAAUUUUCAGGGGAAUCGUGAUAGGUACUCAAGCUAUAGAAACUAUUCUGGGCGCUCUCCACCCGGACGGUACAGACGGUCACCAAGAGGCAGAAGUCCACCCAGUAGAUACCGGCGCAGGAGUCGAAGUAGGAGUGUUUCUCACAGCCCUAGGCGUGAGAGGCGUCGAAGUAGGAGCCCUUCACGCAGUCGCUCCCCUAAAAUCAGUGACAGAUUGAAGUCUCGUCUUGGGCCUCGUGUGGAUGAUCAGCGUUCUCCCACUAGGAGGUCAAGCUCAAGAUCUAAAAGCCCUCGAUCUCGCGAUGCUGCUCCAAGGAAGCACAGUAGAAAAGUAGGAUCUGCAUCACCUAGUAGUUCGAGAUCAACCUCCCCUGCUCGACAGAGGGGUCUAGUCUCAUAUGAGGAUAUCAGUCCCACCGGGACAAACUAAUAUGUACCCUUCAAGCUCAUAUACGAGCCACUAGAUUUGCGAAAAGUUUAUGGUCUAGGUUUAAACUAUGUUUCAUCAGAUGUUCUCUUAGCUGGGAUUGUCAAUUCAGUUUUAUCAUUUUUGUAUUUCAGUAAGCUAGUGGUUCAACAUUGAUUAUCUUAUUUACACACUACUGUAGCAGCAAAGCUUCUGAUAAGAACUCCAUUUGUGGUUUACCAUUUCCUGGAGUAAGGUCCAGAUUAGUUUUUCAGAAAUGUCAUUAUUGGUCAUAAGGUGAUA
Messenger RNA from Lycium ferocissimum, 2989 nucleotides. Its product is annotated as peptidyl-prolyl cis-trans isomerase CYP63. The transcript is spliced from 14 exons. The record is from RefSeq and is a predicted model, not a curated record. NCBI's taxonomy places the organism in Eukaryota, Viridiplantae, Streptophyta, Magnoliopsida, Solanales, Solanaceae. Gene Ontology annotation, molecular function: peptidyl-prolyl cis-trans isomerase activity. Gene Ontology annotation, biological process: protein peptidyl-prolyl isomerization; protein folding. The coding region runs from base 644 to 2710 and encodes 688 amino acids.